GAGCAUCUUAACCGGUUCGCUCAAUUAUAAUUAAAAAUAUGUAUGUAUUUUCAUUCGUUACCGGUUCAGAGAGAGGGCUUGAAGAGGCCUUAGCAGAUCCACUAGUUUUAUUUAACAGGUUUGCUUUAUCAAUGUGUAUGUGCUUCUAAGCGAGUUCGAUGCCUCAGUUAACCGUUUUUUGGCCGUAAUCUCUUUGAUUGCCGCUUUCUCCUUUUAGAUGUUCUCUAUGCUACUCUUGUUCUGAGUCGUUUAGUGCCUUUUAAUAUUUCUUUCUUUAAACAAAAACAUGGACAUUUAUUUAAAAAAAAUACUUUUAAGAUUUACACAUGUAUGUGUGUACAUAUUAUGUAAAUGUACAAUGUGUAUAAUAAAAACUAAUGUAGAGUACAUCUGGUGAGCUGGCGAUAUAUAUACAUAAAUAAAUGAACACCAUUUCAAAUGCCUAUGACAUAGGAACUCGUGACAAGUCAGACUUCUAUAAAGUGUACAUCGAUGGUACAGAAACUCGCGUUGUCCUAAGUUUUUGUGAAAAAUUUAACUGUACGGUUCAAAUUAACACUUCUGAUGCAGAUGACUGGGGUACGGUGUAUCCAAAUAUGUCUGGAAGCGGAUCUUUGGGCAUGGUGCUCAAACACAAAGCCGAUAUUUGUAUUGGCGCAAUGUAUUCGUGGUAUGAAGAUUACAGACUUUUGGAUCAUUCUAUGUACCUUGCCCGAUCCGGAAUAACAUGCCUUGUUCCUGUACCUUUACGUCUUGCAAGUUGGUAUCUUCCCCUGGAGCCAUUUCAAGAAACUCUAUGGUUCGCAGUUCUAGUAUGCCUUACAAUUGAAACCGUUGGAUUGGUUUUAGCAUAUAAAAGCGAGCAGAAAAUAUUCGAGACAAAUCACCAUCGAAAAAGCUGGUGGAAUUGUUGGAAAUUCGGAUUAGCUACUACAUUCAAACUAUUUAUAUCGCAAUCAGGAAACAGCAAUGCAAUUUCAUUUACGGUUCGAGUGCUACUCUUUGCAUGUUUUCUUAACGAUUUGAUUAUAACGAGUAUAUACGGUGGCGGUCUUGCCAGUAUAUUAACCAUACCCAGUAUGGAUGAGGCUGCCGACACCGUACAACGGCUCCGCACACAUAAAUUACCUUGGGCGGCUAACUCGGAAGCUUGGGUUUCAUCCAUUCGUGGAUCAACUGAGGAAUUAGUAACGGAUCUGUUAAAAAAUUUUCACAUAUACAACGACAACCAGUUGCUCCGCUUUGCUCAAGAAAACCCGGUUCGCAUAGGAUUUACCGUUGAGCGUUUACCCUUUGGUCACUUUGCCAUCGGAAGUUAUUUGGUACCAAAGGCCAUUGAUCAAUUAGUAAUCAUGCAGGACGAUCUAUAUUAUCAGUAUACUGUUGCAUUUGUUCCCAGGCUUUGGCCCCUUCUUGAUGCCUUUAACAUGCACAUAUACAACUGGCACUCCUCUGGUUUAGAUAAGUACUGGGAGCACCGAGUAGUAGCGACAAACCUAAAUAUGCAGAUACAACAAAAAGUUGAAAGCACAAUGACCCGUAGUCAAGAUGACAUUGGUCCUGUUACUUUGGGUAUGUCAAACUUUGCUGGAAUCAUGCUUGUUUGGGUGUUAGGAUCCGUUAUGGCAGCAGUUGUCUUUGCUGCAGAGGUGAUAUCUAAAAUGUACAUAAAUUUUUAGUUUUUCGA
Molecule: messenger RNA, 1687 nt
Organism: Drosophila ananassae
Lineage: Eukaryota; Metazoa; Arthropoda; Insecta; Diptera; Drosophilidae
Gene: Ir41a
Exons: 5
Coding region: 423-1679 (418 amino acids)
Cellular component (GO): membrane
Molecular function (GO): ligand-gated monoatomic ion channel activity
Source: RefSeq, a predicted model, not a curated record